This is a messenger RNA of Polyodon spathula (Mississippi paddlefish), 7426 nucleotides long. Its product is annotated as sterile alpha motif domain-containing protein 9-like. The coding region runs from base 472 to 5088 and encodes 1538 amino acids. NCBI's taxonomy places the organism in Eukaryota, Metazoa, Chordata, Actinopteri, Acipenseriformes, Polyodontidae. The record is from RefSeq and is a predicted model, not a curated record. Gene Ontology annotation, cellular component: cytoplasm. Gene Ontology annotation, molecular function: protein binding. The transcript is spliced from 3 exons.
UUUCCACUAUAAAUGCCUAAAAAAAGAAACAUAGAGGUUAUAUAUUUUUAAACAUGUAUACAUUUAUCUCCAUAAGAAAAUCUGAAUACAAGCUGGCCGACUAAAAGCUACUGUGGACCAAACAUUUAAAAUAUUUUGUUAAAAUAAACUGCUUUGUAAGAACCUCUGUAUAAACUAGGGCCAAAGAAAUAGCAAACCUCUGGGGGUGCACACUGUUCUGUUUCUUCUAAACGUCAUUCCGCCCCAGAGUGUUGUCCCCAGAUCUGUAGAAUUGUUUGGAAUGGAUUCAAUUUUCGUGCAAGUUGCUGCCCUCCCAGGCUGUAUAAUAGCAGAGCAAUGCUGCUCUCCGCCCAGCUGCCAGGGUGACGCUGUACUCCACUCUCGCUGGUCUGCGCACCUCCACCACAGGUGGAAUAUGUAAAUAUAUAGUCCAACCCAAUCUUCAGUGCGAGUAGUACAUUGGCUUCUAACAUGGAGAUCAAAGAUCUACCACUUGAGAAAUGGACUGAAAACCAUGUGAGCACCUGGUUGGAAUUAAUAGGAUUGAAAGAUCAAUACAUACAGAAACUUCAUGAGGAUGAAGUUACAGGGCCAGUCCUCAAGGGGAUAACAGAAGACUUUCUAAAAGCCAAGACUGGGAUGAAACCUGGCCAAAUCGAUCUUCUUUUGAGUAAAAGAAAUGAACUGUUAAAAUCUCCACAACAGCACGAGACACAAAGCAAUGAACAGCCUGUUCUCCAGAAGAAAGAAGCAAAGGGUUCCCCUGCUGAAAAUAAAAGAAAUGUAGGAAAGAAGAACCGGAAGGUGAGCGUGGUGAAGGAACCAGGUCCUGCAAAGGAAGAGAGCAGUACAGAAAAAACAAAGACUGACAGCGAGUCAUCAUGCAAGAGAGACUGUAACCCUCGGCCGUUUGAUACAGGUGACAUAGACUUUAAAUAUGUGAAGCACACAGUCCUACAGCCAGAAUCAGGAAUCAUAGACCGAAUCACACCCUGUCAUGAGUAUAAGUCUUUUGCCACCGCUGCACUGUUAGAUAGAACUCAAUUGCAAGCAAAGUUUGCAAACGAGGUUCUCAGAUUUGCCUGUGGUUGUAUGAAUGUUCGUACAAAUGGCACAAUACACUUUGGUGUCAUGGACAGUGUGGAAAAUACUAGGCAUGUACAUGGAGAAAUAAUUGGUGUACCUGUGAAUGACAGAGACUUCUAUGUCGAUGCAUUGGAUUACAUAGAGAGAUGUUUCAUGACCCCUUCUCAAAAAGAAGAAGCGCGGCUGUGUAUACGACUGCCGAAGUUCAUAGAAGUCAUUCACAGAGACAGCCAAUUAAAACACUGGGUGAUCGAGGUAGAUAUUGUACCCACAGUAAAGACUGUGAGAGGUCAAAUAUACUUAGUUCGUCUACCUAAAUUUAAUGAAAAAUCAAAUAAGGUUGAACUUGACAAGAAAAGAGUCUAUCGCAGAGUUGGGGCCAAGACAGAACCAAUCAGUGAAGAUGAUCACAUUGAGUUUAUUGCUGGCAUGCAAGAAAGGGACAAGAGAAGAGAAGAAGCAGAAUCCACAAGUUAUCAAAAUCCAUCACUGCAUUCGGAAGAUCUGGGAAGAAAGCUGUCUCUCCUUUUAACUUGUGGCAAGAAUCGUAUAGAUAAUUCCCAAUGGUACAUUCUUGUCACAAACAAAUGGGAAACGGAGAGUUUGAAGUAUACCAACUUUUUACUGAACAUGAAUAUCUUCUGUGUAUUUGAUUUUGACCCAGACUCAAAAUCAUCUGGAUUGUGUAGUCAGUAUGAGGAGCACCAUGCAGCCAGCCUGCACUUCUUGAAGGAUUACACCAAUGAAAGUGGGCAGAGCAUCAGUGACUUUAUAAAGCACUUGCACUUGUUUGAUCAAACCAGUUGGAUAUUCUGCAAUGGGCGCAGUGAGUACCUUGGUGAUGAAAAUUCCUGUGAUGAAAAGACAUGGAUCAAAACCAAGAAAAAACACCUUAAAAAGGCAAUAUCGGUGAUUUGCAAUGAAAUUCUUCCAACGGGCUCAUUUGUUGUACUUUUUCUUUUGAUGUCUCCUGUUGAACAGCCACUUGUUCAUACUUUUCAUGAAUUCUAUGCUGAAAUGAAUGGCAAUGACUAUAUAGUUUCCAUUUCAGAAUCAAAAGAAAACUUCACCAAGUGGGCUAGCCAUGCACAGGAUUCUUGCAGCCUUGAAUCACUGAAUUGUGCAAGCAUAGUUGGAAUGAAAAUAAGCCAUAUAGAUGAAACAGUCCAAAGCAUACAGCCCAUUAAGACACGGACAACCAAACAUUUAAGGGUCUUUAACAAGGGGUUGUGUUCACUCAAAAGUGUUGAGGAAGAAAGAAUGUUGUCCCUGGAAAUACUGAGUAUUGAUCAAUGUGAUGAUAUCAAAAGUGUUGAUGAGGACUUUGUCAAAAAUACUGAAGGGCAUUUUUAUCAAGGAGGGAAAGUACGCUGGGAACAUUUUUGGCUAGCAGACAACACACACUGUGGCGAAUUCAUUCUGCGUGAUGCAUACAGAGAUGUAGCAAAAAUUUUAGACUGCAUUUUAAAGUCGAAUCCACCGAAAAAAUCUGUGGAAAGAAUCAACAUAUACCAUCAUCCAGGCAGUGGUGGAAGCACUGUUGCACGACAGCUGCUUUGGAACUUCAGAGGGGAUCUGAGAUGCGCAGUUGUAAAACCUUCUUACCCUGUUACAACGGUCUGUGAGCAUGCCAUCCAGUUCCGAGAAUAUGAGGAAAAGGACAGAAAUAAUUGUCUUCCAGUUCUCUUAUUGGUGGAAGACUGUGAUGAAGAAUACCUUGACGAGCUGAGACACGAAUUAGGAAAUGCCAUUGCCUCUAUGAAAAUCAGCCCAUCAACAUUAUGCUUUAUUCUGUUGAGCUGCGGAAGAUCUCAUGAUCCUGAAAAGAUGUACCGGGCCCUACCAUUACAAACAGUUGCUGUCACACACAAACUGACUGAGAAGGAAAAGAAAUUGUUUGCUCAGAAACGCAGGAACCUUGAACAACAAUACGAACCACAGUUCAUCCUGACUUUUGUUUUGAUGAGUGAAGAAUUUAAGGAACAAUACAUUAAAGACUUUGUGGAACAUCUGUUACAAGGUAUUGAUCAUUCAUCUCUUGUCACUCGUCUAAUCAGGUAUGUUGCAUUACUCAAUUGCUAUGUGCAGAACUCCUACAUCCCAGUAUCCCACUGUGAAGCUUUUUUGGGGUUAGGAAUACAGAAUGAUAGAGUCCGACAGCAUUACUUUGAGUACUCAUUAAGUGAACAAGCAAGACUUGUAUUUGUUCAUUUGAGAGAGAAUCCAACCUACAUCUCUUCAAUACGUAUAAUUCAUCCGUUAGUUGCAAAGGAAAUUCUGCACCAACUCUCAGGUAACCAGCAACAGAGUGCAAUUGCAAUGGAUCUUCUUCAGGAAAACUUGCUUUUUGAGCACAGGUUUGGACGAGAUGACUUUAAGAAGUUCAGUAGGAAUCUCUUCAUGAGACGUUACAAAAGAAGCAAGGGAGACAACACUGAUAGCUUAUUUUCCCCACUUAUUGAGCAUGUAUGCGAUGAAGAAAACCCAACCAAAGCUAUAGCACUUUUAAAAGCUGCAUAUAUGAGAUUUGGCAAGGAUCCAUUCUUUGCACAACAACUUGCACGAAUACAUUACACACAUGAACAUUUUGAGGAAGCCAAACAUUGGGCAGAAGUAGCAAAAUCACACCUGCCACAUGACUCCUUCAUUCUGCACACAGAAGGUCAGGUUUAUAAGAAAUGGUUCUAUGUUAAAGAUGAUUUACUGGACAAAGAGGAAGCAACAGCUGAAAACACUGCCGAGAUCAUUGAAAUUGCACUAAAGGCAAUAGCGUGCUUCAGAGCUUCUCAAGCUGCAGCUAAAUCAGAAAAAGAUUUUAUGAAUAAUUCUGGUUACUUCGGGCAAGUAGACGUUGGGUUUCGGUUGUUGCAGCUCAUUAAGUCAGUGGAUCUAUUUUCGAAUGAAAAUAGAAAGUCAGAACUGAUACAAUACCUGCUCACUGAUCACAUUCAAGAAGAAGUCAAAAAGCCAUGGCACAAAUUUCACAGCCAAUUGAAAGGCCUACAGAAGACCAUUUAUGAAGCUCUUGAAUGGAUUUCAGAAGAUCUGAGUUACUUUCAAACUGAUAAAAGUGAUGAAGAAGAACAAAAACAUAAAGAGCAGGAACACCUAUACAAUCCCAGGAAAUGGCUGUUAAGUAAAACCACUGCCUAUGCAAGCUUUUUUAGUGACAUGGUCAAAUCUGAUACCCAAGAACCGGAGUUAAUGAAUCCACAGGGUUUAACUCCAUUAAUGAGACGCAUGCGUAUCUACCAACUUGGUGGUGGCAACAUUACUACCAUCUUUUCUUUACUGACUGAUCAUAAAACUAGAAAUUUGGAAGAAAUAAUUAACAUGUAUCCUGAGGACCUUCAGAAGGAAAAGCUAGACCCUAUAGACCUGGUGAACUACAUAUUCUCUCAGAUUGCACUAGGAUGUGCUUCACCUCGUUCUCCAAAGCUUGUUACUCUACAGAAACUUCAAGAACUUAGUCGGCAGCUCUAUAAACAGAGCAACAACAGGUCUCCUACCAGUGCCUUCUUUCUGCAUUUUUUGCUGUUUUGGCCUGAUGAAUCACAAGACAUGGACCCUAGUCAACAUAAUAAAAUCUUGAUGUCUGCGAUCAGCACCUUGAAAGACCUGUAUGAAAUAAAAAUAAAAAAUGUGCCUCCAAGAAAAAAGCGAAUCUUCACGCACUUUUUCUUAGGGCAGAGAAAAGGUCUUGACAGGUUCAUUCACAGAAGCAAGCUUGAAAAACUCCUCAAUGGCACUCUAAAUGAAAAGAGAUUGAAGUGGCACAGUGGUGAAGUUUGGGCAACACCCGAAAUUACCCAGCUGUUGAAGCGUGUUCAAGGAUGGACAGAGAAUGGUGCGGUUUUUGUACAGGGCACCUGCAAGGGCAGCAAGAUCAGAGUUCUUCCAUUGCAUUAUGCUUCCAUGCCUAACGUCAAUGAAAAUGUAGUAUUUUACUUGGGUUUUUCAUUUGAUGGUCCAGUUGCUUUUAACAUUCAAGUUCUUCACUAAUGUACUUGCUUUCGUCUUUGCGCAAAGUAGCUAUUUGCUAAAGGUUUUUAAAAGACUGCAACUGACCAAAUGACAAAGUAUGAACAACUUAUGAUUAUAUCUUCGAAUGUGUUACAUUUGCUUAGGUUUACUCUUUAAAGAAUGCCUUAUUUUUUACAAUUUUGUAACUUUUAUUAAAUACUAAUUAGAACUGAAUUUCAAUUCAAAAUUUAGGAUGUGUAGUCCUUGUUUUUAUAUUAAGCAUGUAACUACUGUAUAUUAAAUUUACCCUCAGGUUUGAUCCUGGUCAUUUACCUUAAUUGCAGUUUAUUAAAAAAAAAAAAAAAAAACCUCCAGCUACUAAUGUUAGUAAAUGUAUUUUUAUGCAGCAGCUUUUUGGAUGUAAGAUAUAUACUUUACCAAGAUCAAUAUAAAAACUACAGAAGAAGAUAGAACAAUGGAAAUGUUUGGUUACAGAUUUAAUAAUUGUCAUUUUUGUAAAAUCGAGUGCAUUGUGGAAAAAAUAAAAAAAGCCAGCAUCAGAAAUGUAAAGUUGUUUGCCAUCGAUCCUUACAAUAUGUUGCCAAAGUGCAAUUUUUUUGGUUGUGCAAAUUCCAGCAAAGACUAAAAACUGCAUGGUAAAAAAAAAAAAAAAAAAAAAGUUCAGACUACUGUAUAUGAUCAUGUUCUAUUACAGUAUGACAAGCCUACAGGGCAUCAAAUAAAACAGGAGUUUAAUUAAACAAUACCAGCAAUAAAAUAAACUUACUGCAGAGGAAGUUCAAAAAUAAAAAUGCACACUUGUGUAACCAACAUCUUAACAUUUAUUUAGUUGUUAACAUCUUACAAGAUUUGUUCAAAAGGUUGUCUUCUGUAGUUUUGAUCUCCAGCAGAUUCAUAAGACCUUGUCAUCUUUAAUGCCUACUACCUUAAACAUGCUACAAACCAGCUACACAAGAGUAAAUAGUCAUUGUCCAAAAAGUAAGGGAUACUAUACAGCAGAAACACAGGAAACCUUCAAGAGUGUCACUGUAAAUACAUAUCUGGGUUAUUUUACUUAAUCUCUGUAGCAGUGAAGAUUAAAAGAUAAGGGUGAAGAAUUAAGUGAGCUUUUAAAAAUAGGCCAAAUUCAUUUAAAAAGAUAAAACAUCAAGGUUGCUCAUUGUUAAUAAAAUCCCACGCAUGAAAUGUAUGUCAAAUCACUUGCCAGUCACUCCACAUUCUACAGACAGUAAACACACAGAUAUCUACAAUUGGCUACUGUAUAUUUCCCCAUAAAAUGUAAUUGAAUACAAAUCUGCAAAAGUUUAGAUCAAAAGGCAAAUUAGGUUUGAGUUGUGUCUUAAGAAUAUUCCUUUUUAGGCUUCAUUUCUCUUCCAAAAGAUUCUUAAUAAACAUUUUAUUCAGUGUAUCGCUGCAGGUGCAAUUGACACAGGCUAUGUAACAAAGCAUCUCCUUUUGAAGUAAAAUACAAAGACUGCUGCCUCCAGUUUUCUGCAGAGGCACGUAAUCACACAUUUAACACAUAACUUUACACACCCAAAUUCAAAGCCAUACCUCAUGUCUGGGUUUUUUUUUUGUGUUAUUUAAAAUAAUAGAAUAGCCCAGAUUCUUAGCAUUUUGACGUGGUUGGGCAACAAGCGGGUAUGGCACUUAACAUUUGGGGAAUUACCCAAAGACAAUCUGUGCUCCGCAUGAUGGCAAAGUGGUAUUUCAAAUGCAAGCUAUUCCUUUGCCAAGCGGUCCUUCAGCUUGGAGCUGUUACUUACCCAAAUAAACUUGCUUAUGUGAGGAUUCGGACACAUAGCAAUCUCACAGCUCUGCCAAAAAGUUACAUUCCUGAAUCACUGGUACUGGAGUGUUAAGCAAUUAGGAACCCCCUCGCCCACUCCCUCCCAAAAAAAACACCACACACCAACCACAAACCAACAGUAGUGUUUAAAUAAAUAUAACCUAUUUAUUUGGACAACAAAAAAGGCAAGAGGCAUCCAUGAAAAAAGGACAACAGCCAAUGUGUAUUUUCUUUGGAUCUAUGUAAUACCAAUACAUGUUUGACAGCAGCAGAAACUACUUUUUAUAUACACACACACACAAUUGAAAACAUAAUAAAUCUUGACACAGGAAUUGCAUGUUUAUUUGAACAGGAAAGAAGCGCUACACACUAUCAACUAUUUCUGCUCAAGACAAGACCAUUUCAACAAAAUAUAUUCUUAAAAAUUGCAGGUACUUACAGAUUAAACUAACCUGUACUGCCAGUGUUCUGGGCUUUUCCUUCAAUACCAGUAAUUAAUAAGUGCUGAAAUGUUGCUGCUACAGUUAACAGAAACACAAAUUACAUUAAAUGGCUAAAGAACCGAAC